Molecule: messenger RNA, 615 nt
Organism: Prorocentrum cordatum
Lineage: Eukaryota; Dinophyceae; Prorocentrales; Prorocentraceae
Source: the annotation of a GenBank genome assembly
AUGCUACAGCAUGUCAGCUGUCUCUGGUCUACGCUUGGGCAGGUUAAAUCGGCAAUCAUGGAACUUGACAGCGAAGAUGUCAACGAUGCGUUCGUCAAGGCCGUUCGCGCUGCCCGAAAUUGCGGAUAUGUGGCAGGUGGGUGGGUUACUCUUCCUGCGGAUCCACCAGAGCGUCGCAUUGAUGGUGGGCAUGAACCUUUGGACGAGGAGGCCUUCAUGGCACGCUACGGAUACGCAAACUAUUAUGCUCAUUGGAGUGCGGCGCCAUUAGUUGAGGAAACAGUUACUGGAUUCAGGCUUGCCCUUCAAAGUUUGGGUAUUACGGGGCCUGCGUACCCACAGGUGAAGUGCGAUUCUUUGUCUAAAGCGCGGAGCAUUCUUGUGGCAGCAGUGGCUAACGGUAUGGCUUAUGGGGAGAAGUUCCUGUCCGACGAGGAAGCUGGCCAGUGGGUGGAUCAGUUUCUUGCGCCUGCAUGUCAAGCUGGUGCAGAUGUCGAGCUCUGGACGGGUAAUGCCGACGGGGUGGCAACGAUUAACACCGGCAUCGUGUUUGUCUUGGGUACAGAUGAAGGUGAGCGUAGUGUUGGCAUGUUGUGGUUAGGCGAUGAAGAUUGA